AAUUUAUUAAUAAUUAAACAAAAAAUUCAUCAUGCCUAUUACACCAUUCUUCCGUUCACCUUUCACCGAUUUAACUGGUAGUUUGAUCAAUCAUCAAACUUACGAUAAGUGCGGCGAAUUAGAAAUGAACAUGAUGGACUGUUUGGAAGCCUAUGGUGCCGAAAGAGGCCAAAAGAUGUGCAAAGAUUUAGUUGAAGAUUUCAAUGAGUGCUUUACCAUGCACAAGCAAAUGUUGCGUUUCCAGGCCAUGCGCAGCGAACGUAUGAAGCAAUACUGGUCCGGUGAUCGUAAGAAGGAAGAACUUUAUGCUGAACCUCCAAGAGUUGAUGCCUAUUAGUUUGUGCUUUUUUAACAUUAUGUUUCAUUAAAAAAAAAUCAGCUUAGAAGAAUUAAAAUAAGUAAUGGAUUGAUUAAUAAAAUAAAAA
Molecule: messenger RNA, 425 nt
Organism: Calliphora vicina (urban bluebottle blowfly)
Lineage: Eukaryota; Metazoa; Arthropoda; Insecta; Diptera; Calliphoridae
Gene: ND-15
Product: NADH dehydrogenase (ubiquinone) 15 kDa subunit
Exons: 3
Coding region: 32-337 (101 amino acids)
Source: RefSeq, a predicted model, not a curated record